Messenger RNA from Pediculus humanus corporis (human body louse), 1308 nucleotides. RefSeq lists its product as uncharacterized. Lineage: Eukaryota; Metazoa; Arthropoda; Insecta; Psocodea; Pediculidae. The record is from RefSeq and is a predicted model, not a curated record. The transcript has 6 exons. The coding region runs from base 1 to 1308 and encodes 435 amino acids.
AUGAACAUAAGACUGGAAUUGAAUAAAAAUUUUAAAGGAGUCGUUUAUGCAAAAGGAUUUCCGCUGGAGAAAACCUGUCGUGCUGUCGGAACGGGUGAUACGCAAGUGGAUAUAACAAUUGAUACGACGGAAUGUGGCGUUCGUUUGGUUUCCAUUAACGAUGAAACUCUCACAUUGAGAGUGAGUCUCAACGUGCAAAUGGAUAAAUUAUUACAACAAAUAACAGAUUUGGAAGUUAGCACGAUUUGUAAUCUUUCUUUAAACGAUGUUAGUUAUAAUAAACGUGGCAGCAGCAGUAGCAGUAGCAACGCCGGUGGAACGAGACAAGUCAGGAAGGGUAGGAAAAAAGGUUCGGAUACGGAUAAUCAAAAGGAAAAUAAUAUUUUAAACGGUGUAAAAACGUGGAUGGAAAUCGAAGGAACUUCCGGUUAUGAUUCGAACGUCAUUGAUUGUUACGCAUAUGAUGGAACAAGGGACGUCACGCAAAAACUCAUUGAUGAAAAUGGUUGUCCGUUAGAUGAAACAAUAAUGCCAUCUUUAGAAUUGAUUAAAUAUGACGAUAAUAAUAAUGAUAAUGAUAAUGAUGAUGAUGAAUCGUCAAAAAUAACACUCGACGAGGACGAGAAGGACGAGGGCGACGAAAAAAAUAUAAAUAAUAAUAAAAAAUUUAUAAAUAAUAAAUUAAAAAUGUUAAAAAAUGUUAAAAGAAGAAACGAGUAUGCAGACGACAUUAAUGAUAAUGAUAAUAAUAAUAAUAAUAAUAAUAAUAAUAAAUCUCCUCGCGUUCGAGUCAUGGGAACAAUUUUUUCGGCAUUUAAAUUUCCUGACACUUCAAAUUUACAUAUGAGAUGCACUUUACAAAUUUGUCAUGAAUUUUGUCCGGCGGUUUCCUGCGAUUCAUUCCCGACACACGAUCGAACUGGAAAAUCAUUUAAAUCGAUGAGAAAAAAUUCUUCGACUACAUCAACGAUAAUCGAUAAAAUCGAAGUUUUUAAUAGCGUCGAAGUUUUAGCACCUGGAAUAGACGCGGAUGGAAUUUUAUUGAGUCCAGAUGAUGAAUUCGAUGGGAAAAUGAAUAUAAAUGAAAAUUCAUUUUGUUUAUCAGCAUCGAAAAUGGCUUUUUCAUUUGCCAUAUUGGGAGCUAUUUUUUUAUGCGGAGUCCUUGCCGCACUUUGGACGGUUAUGAGGAAUCACAUGAGAAAAGCAAAUAAAAUGGACGGAUCCGAACAAAUAUUGGUCGUUAGAGAUUCCCCGUUGAAUUUUAGAAAUACGAGAAAUAAAUCUUUUCACAAUUGGACUUAUACGUGA